CCUCACGAUGGGGCAGUCCAAGAAGUCGUGUGCCUGGUCUCAUUGACCGUGACAAUUAUGAACUGCUGCAAAGUCCGUGAAAUCCAGCACCGACUGUAGCGGCAUAUCUACUCAGGGGGUCCUCUUGAUACUCCCAUUUCUGCUGACGGUCCGUUUUGGGAUUUUUACACGAAGCGAUAACGAGUGCCAAGUUUCGGAGCUCCCUCAGUAAGCUCCGAACAAGCAAGAUUUGGUUUGCCCCUGCAUGAGCGUGCACCAUUGUCUCCUUUGGGAUUCAUUGUGCGCCGCAGCAGUCAUGAUGCUGCAAGUCUGUACGGGCACGCAGUUGCCACAAUGAUUAGGUCAUGUUGUAUCUUGCCAGCUACAGGCCCGACCUGUCAGACAGGGAUCAUGCUUAUUCGCAUAGCCAGGCGUGUAAGCACUUACGCCGUGCGGUGGAUAUUUGAUGCCGAGGCUGAGCCUGGAGAUACCAUUACCCAGCAUCGACAUGUUGAUGCCAUGUCCGAAUCACCAGGCCCUCCACGGACGGCACGAUUUGACCAUGGCCCUCUAGGACUCUCGCAUGAUGGAGAGCGUCGCGAUUUGGAGCACUGGCAAGGUCUCCAAGGAGUGCCUGGGAAAAGCACAGCGUGUGGUGCGGGGUGGCGCAAGCCAGAGUGCGGGGAAGCACUGGCGCCGCCGUGGCCGUGGAGACGGGACAGACAAGGGCAUUCGCCCACUGGGAUCCGAUGCGUGCCUAGGCGGGCUUGGAUUGCACCAGCGAAGGCGAUGAUGGGACGGCAGCUAUCCUCGGCAUAUCUGCCACUAAGCAGUUGUCAUGGUUGAAGGCGAGCAAGCGCUUGGCAUGGUGGGUGGCCGGUGGAGAGAUCAUUUGGAGAGUGGGGUGAACCGCAAUAUUUCCCUUGUUGCUCUCGUCGUCUCCAGAAGGCAACCUUGGAACCUUGGAAGUCCUGU
Molecule: messenger RNA, 954 nt
Organism: Microdochium trichocladiopsis
Lineage: Eukaryota; Fungi; Ascomycota; Sordariomycetes; Xylariales; Microdochiaceae
Exons: 1
Coding region: 334-825 (163 amino acids)
Source: RefSeq, a predicted model, not a curated record